Molecule: messenger RNA, 3829 nt
Organism: Gavialis gangeticus (Gharial)
Lineage: Eukaryota; Metazoa; Chordata; Crocodylia; Gavialidae
Gene: PKP2
Product: plakophilin 2
Exons: 13
Coding region: 75-2555 (826 amino acids)
Biological process (GO): desmosome organization; intermediate filament bundle assembly; cell-cell adhesion
Cellular component (GO): plasma membrane; nucleus; intermediate filament
Molecular function (GO): alpha-catenin binding; cadherin binding; molecular adaptor activity
Source: RefSeq, a predicted model, not a curated record
GGAGCCGGACGCAGCCCGAGUCGGUGCAGCCCCGGGCUGAAGCGGCGGCGGCGCCCUGUCCCGCGGGAGGGAGGAUGGCGGGGCCCGAGCCGGGCUACAUCCGCACGGUGCUGGGCGCGGGGCCGGUGGACAGCUCCACGCUGGCGCUGCCGUCCGAAGCCAGGCUGAGGCGGGUGGGUGGGGAGGACAAGGCGCAGCGCAUCCAGCGGCAGGUCCAGCAGACGCUGGCCCGGCGGAGCUUCCCGGGUAGUCUUCAUCGAGCCAACAGUGUUCCAGAGUAUGUUUAUAAACUGGGCAUGACUGAAAAUGAUUCCGUGUCAAGACCUUCAUACGGAGGCACAUAUUAUCAAUCUGACAGGGCAGGCUCACCAACUACUUUUACAAAUGGCUGGGGGAAUAGAUCCUUACAAUAUAAUGUUUACACGACAGUAGAAGACAGGUCUCAAAGGCAGCCUCUAAAGAGAUUAGAGAUUUGUCCCCAGAGUAGCCCCGAGAAGAUGGUAUUUGUGCACAAUGAUUUCUAUUACAACAGAGGGAAUCAGUCUGGAUUCACUCGAAGGCAUGGAGAUAGUAGGAGGUCCAAUGUUGUUGUUUCACCAAGAUACGCUCGCUCUGACAUCAUUAGUUACAGCAAGGAGGCUUCUAUAAGCAGAGGGCGUAGUUAUCCAAGACAAUUCCAUAUAGGGCCCAUUAGUAACACAGUCUUUGACAGUCCCCCUACUAGCCCUGCUGUACCUUUGUACCAACAAGAUGGGAGCAGUCGCAGUAUGACCAACCUCCUGGAGAAAGAGAACUACUUGACCUUGGGUAGUGCCAUGGGACAAGUCAGAUCAUCUAUUGCAUCCCAAAUUGCAGCUCAGAACAGACUAUCCUUGAGGUCUAGCUGGCACCGAAACACAGCCAGAAGCACACAAACCAAAAGAGAAGUUUCCAAGCCAACUUCAGUGACAACUGGCGCUGCAGAGACUGACGCGAGGAAGAUGGCACUGACAGCUGCUGUGGCGGCAGCAGGAACUGGUUUCUUACAGACUGAAAGAGUAGCCACUACUGGAUCUCAGCUACGGAAUCCAGAAAGGGAGAUGACCAUGGAAUAUGCAAUCAACAUAUUGGAUAACGAAAAUACGUCAUCGCCAUCAUCACUGUCAAGGAUACUUGCUGCAAUUACCUUUAUACAGCAUGAAUGUUUUCAGAAAGCAGAAGCCAGACAAAGAGUUUAUUCUCUUCACGGUAUUCCCAAGCUUCUACAAAUCCUGAAUGUGCAAAAUGAGGACAUCCAGCGGGCAGCAUGUGGAGCCUUGAGGAACUUGGUGUAUGAGGAUAAUGACAACAAGCUGGAAGUAUCUGACCGGAAUGGGAUUCCAGUCCUGCUCCGUUUACUCAGACAAACCAGGGAUGUGGAGACUAAAAAGCAAAUAACAGGUUUGCUGUGGAACAUGUCCUCCAAUGACCAGCUGAAAACCAUGCUGAUGAGAGAUGCCCUGCAGCAACUGACUGAGACAGUUCUCAUCCCCUACUCUGGCUGGCCAGAUAGAGAUUACCCCAAGUCAGGUGUCUUAUCUGACCCUGAUAUCUUCUACAAUGCCACAGGAUGCCUGAGAAACAUGAGUUCUGCUGGCCCAGAAGGAAGGAAAAAAAUGAGAGAAUGUGAUGGUUUGAUUGAUUCUCUUGUUUAUUACAUCCAAGGAACUAUUGCAGACCAUCAGCCUGAUAACAAGGCCACAGAGAAUGGUGUGUGCAUUCUUCACAACCUUUCCUACCAGCUGGAGUCAGAGCUUCCCAGCAGUUACUCUCAGCACAUCUACAUGCAAAGAAGAAGUAUCCCCAUUUAUGAGAAAAAACUUGGUUGCUUUGGAAUACGCAGCAGAAAAGUGAAAGAGAAGCAACAAGACACCCCGCUGCCUGAGGAAAAGAGCAAUCCCAAAGGUGUAGAAUCACUUUGGCACUCCACACUGAUUAGGAUAUAUCUCUCCUUAAUAGCCAAAAGUACGAGAAACUACACCCAAGAAGCAUCCCUGGGAGCUCUCCAGAAUCUCACCGCUGGUACUGGACUGAUGCCUUUUGCAGUAUCCCAGACCAUUGUCCGGAAGGCAAACGGCCUUCCAAGUAUUCGAAAUAUGCUACAUGUGACCUACCCAGUCGUAAAGAAGACAGCAGUCUCAUUGCUUAGGAACUUAUCUCGUAACUUGUCUCUGCAGAAUGAGAUAGCUAGAGAAGUUUUACCUGAUUUGGUCUCCAUACUUCCUGACUCUGUCCCAAAUCCUGAUGAGGUUGUCAGUGAUACCACUGCUUCUAUCUGCUACACCUUGUACAACUUAACCCAAAACAAUUCCCAGAAUGCACGGGUUCUCCUAAAUACUGAUGGCCUUCCAAAGAUUAUGAACAUCAGCAUAAGUGACAGUGCUACAUUCAACAAAGCUGGCAAAGCUGCCUCAGUCCUCCUGUACUCCUUGUGGUUGCACACUGAUCUCCACAAUGCCUACAAAAAGGCUGAAUUCAAGAAGACAGAUUUCAUCAAUAACCGGACAACCAAAGCCUACAACUCACUAAAAGACUGAAGUUGGCUACAUUGAUAUUAGAGAGAUGAGAAUAUGUAUGGAUUUGUAUAGUUGUCUUUCAGUGUCAGUUCUACCACUAUGAACUGUGAAACGUCUCAGAAAAGACUGACUUUUGUAUGUGACCUGAAUGACCAGAGGAAACCUGUCCUUGCCUUUAUCCUACUCAUAUUGUUCUCAAUUUUACUUAACAAUAUGAACAGCCAAAGAUGAUAAUCUUUAGGAUUCCUGGUGCAACCUUUCAGGCAAGCUCACUAAUAGUCAAUGCAUCUAAUCUAACAGCAGUUUAUGCAGAGAGGUUGGGAAUUCUAACUAGCAAAAUAUUCUUUAUAGGCAACAUUUUAAAUGAGGAAUCCUCCAGGGGUGACUUUAAAUUGCACUGCUCAGGAAGUAGUAUUUUUUUAUUCACAAUAAUAAUUACUCUUUGAGCAUGUGCAGUGCUAAAACUGUACCUCCAGGCUGUGCAGUUGAACAGAACAAACCGAAGAUUUUUUUUUACUACAUGCAUUUUAUAAAACACUGAAAGAGUUAGUUAUUUGGAGGGGGGUCUGUAUUUUCUGUAUUAAUAUAUUCACUGACUCCCAGAGCUUCUUUGCUUUGAGAGCGCAGCAGUGGCAGCAGCACUGACAGAAUGUAAAGUCUCCACUGUUUUAUGAGAACUGACAGCCUGAUCAUCCUAUUCUCCUCUGCACCUUCCUCUCACUACUGCAAGGCUUGGUGACUGUCCCAGCAAGAGUUUUAAAUAGUAUAAAAACAUGUCAGGUACAUUGGGUUGAGUUCUGAUCUGUCAGUCAGUGCUAACUGAGUAAAUUGCAGCUGGUAAUUCAUGGCUAAUUUUAAGAAAUGUUCCAUUUAAAAAAGCAUUCUGUUGAUGGCUGUAUAUUGGAAAGGGUGCAGAGAUUGAUUCCUUUUCUUUCUUACUAAGUAUGAAAGCAUGAGAUUAGCAUCAUUCUUGCUUAGGACCUCAUCUGAACCUUACUCGUAUUCGCUCAGCUGGAAUCAUAAUCCUCCCCACAGUUAUGCACUGUUAUGUGCUGAUUGAAGGAGUUUUACUUUAGAUGUGGGAACAGGUAACAGGAGAAGAUAGGAUUCAAAGUAACACAAGACUCUGUUUUCAUUCUUUGUUCCUGGGGGAGGGGAAGGAAGAGAAGCCAAAAUGCUGAAAACAUAUGAUGGCCUCUUUUAGCAGGAAUUAAUGGGUUUUUCUUAGUAUUCUUUGAGCCAGCAACUGUUCUUCAAACGCAAAAUAAAAAACACAAAAACACAACAAAAAAACC